This is a messenger RNA of Necator americanus (New World hookworm), 603 nucleotides long. RefSeq lists its product as uncharacterized. The transcript is spliced from 5 exons. NCBI's taxonomy places the organism in Eukaryota, Metazoa, Nematoda, Chromadorea, Rhabditida, Ancylostomatidae. The coding region runs from base 1 to 603 and encodes 200 amino acids. The record is from RefSeq and is a predicted model, not a curated record.
AUGGUUUGGUUUACCCUUUUUGUUGUAUCCUCAUGUGUGGCGAUAGGCUUUUCCGAUGACGAGGUCACGUGUGGAACCGUGCUGAAACUCAUGAAUGCGAAUGAAGGUUCACGCCUUCACUCACAUGAAGUGAAGUACGGGAGUGGUAGCGGUCAACAGUCGGUUACAGCCGUGCAGGCCUCCGAUGACGUCAAUUCGCACUGGCAAAUUUUUCCAGCUCUAAAAGAAACUUGCAAACGUGGUGUACCGCUUAAAUGCGGUUCUCAACUCCGUUUGAAACAUCUUACCACCGGAUGUUUUCUUCAUACACAUCAUUUUCUUGCACCUCUCUCCAAGCAUUAUCAGGAGGUGUCCUGUUUCGGCAAUGAUGCACAAAGUGACACUGGUGACAAUUGGCAGCUUAUCUGUGAUACAGAUGAGUGGCUGGAGAAUGAGCCGGUGAAGUUCAAACAUGUCGAUACCGGUGUAUAUCUAGCAUUAUCCGGACAGCAGUUUGGCAGGCCCAUUCAUGGACAAAGAGAAGUAGUAGGUACGGACGGUUUAACGAGUGGUGGAAGAUGGAAAACAGCAGAAGGAGUUUUCAUGAAAAGGAACAAAGAAUGA